Messenger RNA from Pipistrellus kuhlii (Kuhl's pipistrelle), 4152 nucleotides. It is a transcript of the gene ZNF184, whose product is annotated as zinc finger protein 184. Gene Ontology annotation, molecular function: DNA-binding transcription factor activity, RNA polymerase II-specific; RNA polymerase II cis-regulatory region sequence-specific DNA binding. Bases 771 to 3008 code for a protein of 745 amino acids. The transcript has 5 exons. Gene Ontology annotation, biological process: regulation of DNA-templated transcription. The record is from RefSeq and is a predicted model, not a curated record. NCBI's taxonomy places the organism in Eukaryota, Metazoa, Chordata, Mammalia, Chiroptera, Vespertilionidae.
CGGGCUCUCUCCAGACGACCGGAAGUGGCCGUUGAAGCCGCUGUAGCCCGGGACGUGGGCGCUGGGCAAAUCCAGCCGUUCUAGGUUCGGGGAUCCUCCCGGCGCUUCCGAAUCAGCGAUCGGAGCUUGUGGGAUCGCUUCGGAGAAAAGCGCAGGUAUCACCAUGGCAACCGCCAGCUCCCCGGACGCGUGACGUCGCCCUGCUCGCCCCGCUCGGAAAGGCCGCUGCGGAGGGAGCCGGGGGUCCUGGCAGGGGGCGCCCCACGCCGCCUUCAGCUUCAGCGCGGCGGCUCCGCCCGGACCCCGCGGCGGCUUUGUUCUUUGUUCCGCUCCGGGAGGAAGCGCGGAGCUGGGCCCGCCCCGCUGGGCCGCGGUCCAGCUUUCUGCCCCGCAACAGGUGUGCGCCCCGAAUCCCGGCCCGCGGGCUCCGGAGGGAAGGGGACGUCUGUGGGCGCCUCUGGCCCCAGUCCGGGGCGGCUCCGAGGGUUUUCUUGUCCUGGGCUGGACCUGGAACCGAGCCCCCUGCUUUGCUCAGCGGGACUGCCCCUGCCGGCUCUUCUCUGUCCAGGGACCUCCCGGCCUCCCCGCAGACCUCGAGGUUUGACUGCGACGCAGGCCGCUGACCCCCGUGUCUCCCAGGCCAGCACCCUGGGCGCUGACGGUCCAGAGCUCGCUCUGGGUAUCCGAGCCGCAGACGGAGGACGCACUGGAGGGCGCUUCUUGGGAAACCUUGGGUACUGGCUUCCAGAGGAACGGGAUGACCUCCUGAGAUGGAAGAUCUGCCCUCUCCAAUAUCUGCCCUUCUCCAAGGGGGACAUGAUAUACUCCCAUCAGCCAGUUUUCAGGAAUCAGUGACUUUCAAGGAUGUGGUGGUGGACUUUACCCAGGAAGAAUGGAAACAGCUGGAUCCUGUACAGAGAGAUUUAUUCAGGGAUGUGACAUUGGAAAAUUAUACACAUCUGGUCUCUAUAGGACUCCAAGUUUCCAAACCUGAUGUGAUUUCCCAGUUAGAGCAAGGGACAGAGCCGUGGAGUGUGGAGCCAGGCAUUCCAGUGGGUGGCUGUGGAGACUGGGAAACAAGACCAGAAAAAAACUUAUCAGUCCCAGAGCCAUCUCCAGAGGCAAUAGUAGAAAAACACAAAAGUGAUCAGUCUUGGAGUUCUAAUUCCUCAGAAGCAUUGUCAUCUAAAGAAAAUCUAGAGAGGAAGCAGGCAAAUGAACAGACAUUGCCAAAGGAAAUAAAAAUAACUGAGAAUACAAUACCACAUUUGGAGAGAGACCAUGUAAAUCAUGACUUUGAAAAAAACAUCAAUAUUAGUUCAAAUGUAGUACGACAACAGGACAUAUCUCCAAAAGAGACUGCUACUAAAACAAGCACCAAACAGAAUUUAAAACCAGUUAAAAAAGAGAAAUCUUGUAAGUGCAAUGAGUGUGGGAAAGCUUUUAGUUAUUGUUCGGCGCUUAUUCGCCAUCAGAGAACACAUACUGGAGAAAAACCUUACAAAUGCAAUGAAUGCGAGAAAGCCUUUAGCAGAAGCGAAAACCUUAUAAACCAUCAAAGAAUUCAUACUGGGGAUAAACCAUAUAAAUGUGAUCAAUGUGGAAAAGGCUUUAUUGAGGGUCCAUCUCUUACUCAACAUCAAAGAAUUCAUACGGGAGAAAAACCCUAUAAAUGUGAGGAAUGUGGGAAAGCCUUUAGUCAGAGGACCCAUCUUGUUCAGCAUCAUAGAAUUCAUACUGGUGAGAAGCCGUAUACUUGUAAUGAAUGUGGAAAAGCCUUUAGCCAGAGAGGCCACUUUAUGGAACAUCAGAAAAUUCAUACAGGAGAAAAACCAUUUAAAUGUCCUGAGUGUGAUAAGACCUUCACAAGGAGCACUCACCUUACUCAACAUCAAAAAAUCCAUACUGGAGAGAAAACCUAUAAGUGUAAUGAAUGUGGGAAGGCCUUCAAUGGGCCCUCAACAUUUAUCCGUCAUCAUAUGAUUCACACUGGUGAAAAACCAUAUGAAUGCAAUGAAUGUGGAAAAGCCUUCAGUCAGCACUCGAACCUCACUCAACAUCAGAAAACGCACACUGGGGAGAAACCUUAUGAUUGUGCUGAAUGUGGAAAGUCCUUUAGUUACUGGUCAUCCCUGGCUCAACAUCUGAAAAUUCAUACCGGAGAAAAACCUUACAAAUGCAAUGAAUGUGGGAAGGCCUUCAGUUACUGCUCAUCCCUUACACAGCACCGCCGAAUCCACACCAGAGAAAAACCCUUUGAAUGCAAUGAAUGUGGGAAGGCUUUUAGUUACCUUUCAAACCUUAAUCAGCAUCAGAAGACUCAUACCCAAGAGAAAGCUUAUGAAUGUAAGGAAUGUGGAAAAGCCUUUAUUCGGAGUUCAUCUCUUGCUAAGCACGAAAGAAUUCAUACUGGUGAGAAACCCUAUCAGUGUCAUGAAUGUGGGAAAACCUUUAGUUAUGGCUCAUCCCUUAUUCAGCAUAGGAAAAUACAUACUGGAGAAAGACCCUACAAGUGCAAUGAAUGUGGGAGAGCCUUCAACCAGAACAUACACCUUACACAACAUAAGAGAAUUCACACGGGAGCAAAACCUUAUGAGUGUGGUGAGUGUGGCAAAGCCUUUCGACAUUGUUCAUCUCUUGCUCAGCAUCAAAAAACUCACACAGAAGAAAAGCCCUACCAGUGUAAUAAAUGUGAAAAGGCAUUUAGCCAGAGCUCCCAUCUGACUCAGCAUGAAAGAAUCCACACUGGAGAGAAGCCAUUUAAGUGUAACGAAUGUGACAAAGCCUUCAGCCGGAGCACUCAUCUGACUGAGCAUCAGAACACUCACACUGGGGAGAAGCCAUACAACUGUAACGAGUGCAGGAAGACUUUCAGCCAGAGCACUUACCUCAUUCAGCAUCAGAGAGUUCAUUCAGGAGAAAAACCUUUUGGAUGUAAUGAUUGUGGAAAAGCCUUCAGGUAUCGUUCUGCUCUCAACAAACAUCAGAGGCUACACCCUGGCAUAUGACUGUACUGUGAAGAACCAGAAUGGAUUGAGAAACUGCUUAACUCAUUUUAACUGUUUACUCUCACACUGUGGAAUGGAAAGUGCAUUGGGCUGAAGUAAUCAAUUAUGUUAAGCUACUUUGUAACGUUAGAAAAUUCAACUGCUUCAGGCCUCUUUUUCUUCUGUGAAAUGAGGGAUUUGGAGACGAUUUCAAACGUUGUUUGGAGGCUUAUAUUCAGUCUACUCAUAAUAUAUUCUUGAAUAGGAUUACUAUACAACACAUUUUGCUGUGUUGCAUCUAGACUAUGUUUGUGCAUGUUUUGCUAAGAGAAAGUAUUUACACUUCAGCAACGAGGGAUCUAUUGUGCUCCUGUUCUAAUGCAUUUAAACUGUUUGAGUAACUGGUUUCUAUUUAAUAAAAAGGAUUAUAAAAUACCCUCAUGUUAAUAAUUCAGUAGCAUGUAAUGUCUUAGCACAAGUAUUGAACUUUCCUAUUAUUUUCUAUUAUGUUUUAACAUUCUAAUUUAUUACAACUCUAGAGAUUCUCUUCUACAGCUCAAACUAGUGUUACCUGACCCUAGUGGCAUAGUGGAAUUGUUUUAGGAACUAUACACUAUUGCUAAAUCAUGCCUGGUAUACAGCUUCAUAGUUUAAAUUACAAAAAAAAAUUUUAAAAAAUCAAAUGUUGGGCCACAGAUUAUAUUAGAAUUCUUUUGAGUCCUCAAAAUGUAUGGACUUGGUGUCUUGAUGGCCCACCAGCCCCUUUUCUUAAAUUAUUUCAUCCUCUUAUUGCCUUUACUCUCCAUCUCCAUUUCCUUUCACAGGCAAAUUUUAAAAGACAACUUGUGUUGGGAGAAUAAAGACAAAAGAUAUAUAAAGAUGACUGAUGGGAUGUAAAAGUUAAAUUAAUCACCAGCUGUCCCUUUACCUCCCAAAAUUGCAUAAAAAGCGAUCAACUAAGAAUUGGGGCGAAGGACUAUUCCUCCACAACUCCAAGCUCAUGUUUACACUACUUCAAACACCUAGGUUUCAUAACUAUAGUUCUUUUUCUAUCUUUCAUUGUUACAAAAUUUUAAUGCAAGAUGCUCUGAUUAGUUUGCAAGAACGACUAAUUCAUACCAGGAAAGACAGAAAAUCACUAGCAGAAUUAAACACAACCUUUGCA